Messenger RNA from Penicillium cinerascens, 2595 nucleotides. RefSeq lists its product as uncharacterized. Gene Ontology annotation, biological process: nuclear inner membrane organization. The record is from RefSeq and is a predicted model, not a curated record. The transcript is spliced from 3 exons. NCBI's taxonomy places the organism in Eukaryota, Fungi, Ascomycota, Eurotiomycetes, Eurotiales, Aspergillaceae. Gene Ontology annotation, cellular component: nuclear inner membrane; microtubule organizing center attachment site; chromosome, centromeric core domain. The coding region runs from base 1 to 2595 and encodes 864 amino acids.
AUGGCGCUCUUUUCUAAGCGUUUGACCUGCCACGGUUGUGGGCAUCGCUCUCCCCAGCCAGUCCGUGGCUCGAUCGGCAAAUUUCAUUGCAAUCAUUGCGACGCCGAUACCUAUCUUGACCAGAAUGGAGAAAUUACAGAUCCUCCAGUAGCGGAUACAAACCCAGCAGGCGUCUCAAGUCCGCGUUCCGAGCCAGUCGAUUCAAUAGCCAGAGGCUCCGAUCUCUUUUGCUCCCAAUGCCUUCGCAACCAGCACCUGCUCACAAGCUCCUUGGCAAACUACUCGGAAGCCUCCGAAGACCCUAAUCAACCCGAUGAAGAGCGUCGCUAUGAGGAGUUCCGCAAAACAAUGGAAGACCAGUACCCACAAGUAUGCGAUGCUUGCGAGUCUCGUGUGGUGCAGCGCAUUCGCCAAGCCGGCUACGAAGCAAAAGCCGAUCACCUCCGACGCAUGAUGGAUCGAAGCAGAGCCAGCAAAGCUGCAAGGAGGGAGAGGAACUGGGGUUGGCGCAGUCUUUUGGUUUAUGCGGGCGCCCUUGGAUACUGGGGUAGUGUGGGUGGUCAACUUGCAUGGGACGCAAUGAGCGCUUUGACUGGCUCCGAUCCCUGGAUACAGGAUGGCCCUUUGGACAACCCACCAUCAUUGUUGUUUUGUGGGAGACAGGCAUGGGAAACUCGGCGCAUCCCUAGCGAGUGCUCCUUUGACUUAGCACCUUUCGCAGGCCUCGCGCUCGUUGCAGGCUGUUUAUCCCUAUGGUGGAACCCCAAGUUACGUAUGAAGGUUGAUGGGAAAAGCGGCAGAUUUGUUGGUUUGUCGGAGUACUACAAGGGUCAACUCGUUGUGUUGGUGGCGCGCUGUGUAUUCUGGGCUCUGCUCAAAGACCCGUCUUCAAGUGGCCUCAAACCCAACUUGCCCCCUGCUCUGCAUAUGUUCAUGAUAAUGUUUACUGUUCUGUCUGUCGUGAUUUCCCGUCAAGUCGUACGGUACGAUGCUCGCCCUCUGGUUAAUUGGGCGGACCACUCUUGGGAGACGAGAGUUCGAAGCCCCGGAUCUUCUCCUGCGCCAGUUGAUCGUGGGCAACCACAGACCAACUCAGCAAAUGUCAACAAUAAACCAGCUGCCCCGUCUUUUCCAAUCGGGAAGCUGGCUUCGCCUCUGCCCCCUGCGAAGACAUUGCCCGCCGUUCCUCCUACGCCUCCACCUGUAGCCGAGGACAUGGAUUGGACUCCCUCUGCUCCGCAAAACAUUCGGCCGACUGUGAGCGUGACUCAACGAAAUCAGCCAUCGAUUUUCGAUGGUCCUUCGCCAUUCUACGGCAAUCUACCAGCUGCUCCGAAACCUCCGGCAUGGAAUCUUCGCACUCAACAAUCGACCAAAUCUAUUGAGCAAGUUGUUCAACCUAAUCCAUUCCACCGAAGUCCAGUCCAGCCGUCAAACAUGCUAGAACAGAACCAUACAAAACCAGAACCCAUCUUCCAAGCCCCAAAAUUCUUUCCACAGGCUGAUUACAACCAAAUGACCGGAUUGGAAGCCCUUUUCGAAGACACUUUCGACAUUAACAAGGAUGCGCCAAAGAGAGACCGAAGCCAGCCAGAGCGCGGCCAAGAUCACUCUACCAAUCCUCUUCAAAGCCACCUCGUAUAUCAGUACCUCCGGCUGGGGCUUUUGCUGGGCUCUAUGGCUGGAUGGACCUUUUCUCAGAACCACGAGCUCUCAAUUCCAGGGAAUUAUAUCGAGGCCAGUGCUCUGGGCAGCGCCAGCCUGAUCGCCGGGUUUGCUCUUUUGGAAGCAGUCAAGAGACCCAUGGUUCAUUGGAAUGGAAUGGAAAUUUUGGUUUAUCUUACUGAACUUGUCGCCGCUGUACACCUGGGGAGUCAUUUGCCCGAGGCCGCUUUUGAGCGCGCCUACUUCGAUCGGUACGGAAAGUUGCUGCUGGUGUUUAUGACCGUCCAAGAGUUUUUGGGUCUCCUGUCUUUCCACCGUGCAAUGCCAGCUGCCGGUGUACCAGAAGCCCAACAUCCCACAAGACCUUUCUUGCCUCAAUCUGGGUCACCACAGCACCGGUCGCCAGCACCCGGUGCUAUCACCCGGUCCUCGGUCGAGUCUCCGCCCAAUAGGUCUCCAGUGGCAACGUCCUUUGACUCGCAGCAACCCGCACCCCUCCCAUCCUUCUCUCAACGGACCGCACCUUCUCUGUCUUUUGGCUCCUCCGAUGGAGCCUCCAAUUUCUCUUCGACGCUACCUGAUGUGCAGAACUACGGACUUUCCUCGUCUCGGUCCUUCAAUGCCUUUCCCACGAAGAACCCCCACAGCUUCACGAUGAGCGACCUUAGAGCAAGCGACCCACCAUCAGAUUUCGAGCAAGAUUCGGACAAUGAGACCGUUGCCACCACGGCAACAAACAUGACCAAUGCUACGAACCACAACAUCAGAAACAUGGGCCUUAACUCUGCAUUUUCACCACGAAGAAGUGAACUUGGUCCCGGAAUCGGCGGUCUGAGUUUGGAAGAUCGCCCUGCUCCUCGUCGCAUGACGCGCAGCCAAACCCAGCAAGGCUUGGGAAGCCGAAGGCUCACAGGCCGUCCUACCAGAUAA